Messenger RNA from Fragaria vesca subsp. vesca, 1436 nucleotides. Its product is annotated as U-box domain-containing protein 27-like. Lineage: Eukaryota; Viridiplantae; Streptophyta; Magnoliopsida; Rosales; Rosaceae. Bases 58 to 1341 code for a protein of 427 amino acids. The record is from RefSeq and is a predicted model, not a curated record. Gene Ontology annotation, biological process: protein ubiquitination. Gene Ontology annotation, molecular function: ubiquitin protein ligase activity. The transcript has a single exon.
CUCUCUCUCUCUCUACAUUUUCUCUCUCUCUACCAUUCUUCUCAUCUGAAACCAAAAAUGGGGAGGGACGACCUCUACAUCACGGUGCCGAGCUUCUUCCGGUGCCCGAUUUCACUCGACGUGAUGAAGUCCCCGGUGAGCCUCUGCACCGGAGUCACCUACGACCGCGCCAGCAUCCAACGCUGGCUCGACGACGGCAACAACACCUGCCCCGCCACCAUGCAAGUCCUCCCCUCCAAAGACUUCGUCCCCAAUCGCACACUCCACCGCCUUAUUCAGAUCUGGUCCGAUUCGGUACGGUCGCAACGGGACGGAAUUGAGAGUGACAGCAUCAGCAACUCGGCCGCGGCGAAGGACCAGGUGGUGGAGCUGAUCCAGCAGAUGGACCGGCACAGCUCCUCGUCUGUGGACUCGCUGGGGAAGAUUGUGCGGUUCGCGGAGAAGUCGGAGGAAAACCGGAAAUUUCUCGCCAAGAGCGACGGGUUUUUGGCGCUUCUAGUGGAGGCGCUCGGCGGCGGCAAUGCCGGCGACGGAGGCCACAACGUUCGCAUUCUGGAGCAAAUAGUGAGGAUUAUUCAUUUCCUGAUGGGAGAAAUCCAAGAGUGUGAGGAAUUGAUGAGACUGAUGUUGAAGAAGACCGGCGCCGGCGGUGGAGAUUGCUUGGGUUCUCUGCUGCUUGUUCUCCAGAAAGGAAGCGCUGAGUCGAGAUUUGCGUCGGCUAGGGUUCUUGAAUCGAUCGCCGGGAGUGCCGAGUCCAAGCUUCUGAUCGCCGAGCGGGACGGAGUGUUGCCGGAAUUGUUGAAAUUAACGAGUCCGGAAAAGGAUUCCUCACUAAUUGAAGCCGGAUUGUCUUGCCUGAUCGCGGUUUCGGUGCCGAAACGCGUGAAGGUGAAUCUAGUCCAACUCGGAGCCGUCAAGUCCUUGUCCAAAUUGUUGUCCGACUCCAACUCGACGACGGCGACCAUCGAGAAAGUCUUGAAGCUCCUUGAAACGGUGUCGUCGGUGAAAGAAGGGCGAGCUAAGAUCUGCGAGGCCGAGAAGGAGGAAGGAGGCUACUGCUGCGUGUCUGCGAUUGUGCAGAGACUACUGAAGGUGUCGAGCUCUGCGACGGAGCACGCGGUGACGAUUCUGUGGAGCGUGUGUUACUUGUUCAAGGAGCGAUCGGCGCAGGAGGCGGUGACUAAGGCCAAUGGGUUGACGAAAAUUCUACUGUUGAUGCAGAGCAAUUGCUCGCCUUGCGUCCGGCAAAUGUCCUCCGAUUUGCUCAAGAUUUUCCGGGUGAAUUCCAAGUCCGCCAUUUCGUGCUAUGAUACCAAGACUACUCAUAUUAUGCCCUUUUGAAACAACAACCCCAAGGGAGAAAGAUUGUAAAUGACACCAAAAUUUUGUUAGGGAGUACAAAAAUUACCAAUGAGAAAUUGAUAUUCAUUUCAUUC